Messenger RNA from Penicillium manginii, 978 nucleotides. RefSeq lists its product as uncharacterized. Bases 1 to 978 code for a protein of 325 amino acids. The record is from RefSeq and is a predicted model, not a curated record. The transcript is spliced from 3 exons. NCBI's taxonomy places the organism in Eukaryota, Fungi, Ascomycota, Eurotiomycetes, Eurotiales, Aspergillaceae. Gene Ontology annotation, molecular function: protein dimerization activity.
AUGCUAUCAAAGACUAGGGAUGUUACUGCACAUAACAUCUAUAGUAUUUAUAACAAGCUUUUCUCUUAUCUUGAUGAAGUUGAGAGCAAGUUAAAGAAUAAAGGAGUUAUCUGGAAGAAGGACAUGCUCCAGGCUCUCCGGACUGCAAAAAGGAAGCUCUCAAAGGAUAUCUAUGCACUUGCAAUGAUCCUUUGCCCAUCAAAAAAACUUCGAUAUUUUACAUCAACAGACUGGCAAGAUACUGCAGUCUUGCAAGAUACCACUAGAGAGAACCCAGAUGAUGAUUCUUGUAAUCUAGAUGCCGCUUGUACUUCUCAGAACCAACCACAGAAUAAGCUCUCAAAGCCUAAAAAUGAUGAGAUUGCAAGGUAUCUUGCCCGAGGUAUUGAGAGACAGAAGCCCCGAGCAUUCUGGAAAGAGCAUAAGCAUGAGUUUCCCAUUCUUACAAGGAUAGCACGGGAUAUUCUCUCAAUCCUAGCUAGUGGUGCAGGCGUUGAGCGAUUAUUCAAUUACGCUCGCGAUAUCUGCUACUAUCGCCGUGGCCAAUUGAAACCAAGUAUAAUCCGAGAACUAAUGCUUCAUCAGUUCACCACCAACUUUAAGAUUGAGCAGAAAGAGAUAGAGGUUAUCAAGGAGCAUCUUUCUGUUGGAGAAGCUGCAUUGUUGGAUCAAGCUCAGAAACCAAUACCCCAGCUUGAAACUCUUGAACCAAUUAGUGACAAUAAAGAGGAAGAUCAAGAGCCUGGAAUCGAGGAUAUGCCACAGAUAGAAAGCUGCGAUGAUGAUUCAGACGGUGGGAAGACUGAUCAGAGUAAUCAACUACAGUGUAAACGAUCAAGGAAACAAUUAUCUGAGGCAGUUGAUGACGACGACGAUGGCCUUCCAGAAAUACCAAUAUAUAAGGGCACACAAGGACGGUCAGGGCGGAUUCGGAAGCAACCAAGGUUACCUGAUGGAUUUCAGAUUGAUUUAAGAUAG